Messenger RNA from Rhododendron vialii, 2907 nucleotides. RefSeq lists its product as uncharacterized. The coding region runs from base 1 to 2907 and encodes 968 amino acids. The transcript has a single exon. The record is from RefSeq and is a predicted model, not a curated record. Gene Ontology annotation, molecular function: zinc ion binding; nucleic acid binding. NCBI's taxonomy places the organism in Eukaryota, Viridiplantae, Streptophyta, Magnoliopsida, Ericales, Ericaceae.
AUGCCGCCUAAACGAGGAUCAAUUAGAAGGGCUAGGAAUGUAGGCCGAGGCAGGGGCCGUGGCCGUGGUCGUGGGCCACACACUAGGGAUAAAGCGAGUGAGCACGUGGAGAGCCACCCGCGGGACAAUGCAAAUGAGAAUAGGAAUGAAGAAACACCGAAAGCGCGAAACCAAUUUGCCUUGGACCUUGCCGCGGCCAUUGCCGCAUCCUUAAAUCAAACCAAUAGGGCUAACACGGGCGAUAGGGUGAUGAAUGCCAUGAGGGAAUUCCGUCGUAUGGAUCCACCGAAGUUCACAGGUGGGGAUAGUAAUCCUCUUGCGGCUAAUCAUUGGUUGAUCGAGAUGCGAAAGACUUUCACCUCGCUAGCUAUCGAUGAGGAUGACACAAAAAUUCGUAUCAUAGGUAUGCAAUUUACCGAAAAAGCGGGUGAGUGGUGGGAAGCGACUCUUGGGGCUAGGAGAGACGCGUGGAGAGCGGCUAGGGUGAGGGCUAACACUCCAAAUGCAGUGGAUGUAGAUAAUAUGACAUGGAAUGAAUUUGAAGAGUUGUUUGAGAAUCAAUACUUUCCCGAGACUUGUCGUGAGAUGCUUCGAGAUCAGUUUGAGAAUCUUAAGCAAGGCCAAAUGACUGUUUCUAAGUAUGCCGUCAAAUUCCAAUCUUUGUCUCGUUUUGCGCAAGAGUUUAUCCCAAAUGAAGAGCGAAAAUGUAGGAGUUUUAAGAAGAGGUUAAAUUCGAGUAUCCAGGUACAUGUGGCAGCUUCGCGGUACAAUCGGUACCAAGACUUGGUGGAGAGUGCUAGAGCUGUGGAAGGGAAUCGAGAUGGACCUAAGGGUGCGAAAGUAUGGGAACCUAGGCAACCGGCCUUGAGUUUGGGAUUAUCAUCGGGUACUACAGGGAGCUCUGAAAAGAAAAGGUCUAGAGAUUCAUUUCAGCCCGUUCCGAGUCAGAGUUUCAAGGCACCUUCAGCUUUGAGGUUUCGGGAAGAUGCAUCGAGAACUUCUGGUACUUGUCACAAGUGUGGUCAGCCGGGUCAUAUGCGAGCUCAGUGUCCGGUGGGAGCUUGUUUCACUUGCGGCCAAAAGGGCCAUAUUGCUAAGAAUUGUCUACAGGGUAGUGAGGCGCGGACUGAGUCGAGUUUCGUGCAGCAAUCAGGGUUUCGACCGGGUUUUAGUCAGCAGCAGGGGGGUCCACAGCGGUCACAACAGUCUCAGUUUCGUCAGCCUUCUGGUAGUAAGGGUUAUCGUGUCGACCGGGGUGCUUCUGCUUCUGCUCCGGGUCAGAGUUCUGUUCAGAGGGGUGGUGCUAGUCAGAUUACUCAGGGGAGAGCUUUCGUUAUCACUACUGCUUUUCCACAGCCUUCUACUUCUCAGGCCCCAGAGACUUCCGUUGUGAGGGGUACAUUCUUAUUGUUCAAUUCUUUUGCUAAAGUUCUAUUUGAUUCUAGGACAUCUCAUUCAUUUAUUGCUUCAUCAUUUGUUCAUACAUUGGAAUUGGAAACUGAUGAACGUAGUCCUCCAUUAUUUGUUGAGACACCAUUAGGAGGCAAAGCACCCUUGAAUCGUAUUUGUCGUGAUUGUGAGUUGGUUAUCCUUGACCUUCGGUUUGUCUUUGACUUCAUAGUGUUGGGAAUGUCUGGUUUUGAUUUGAUCUUGGGUAUGGAUUGGUUGUCGACGUAUUAUGUGACUAUAGAUUGUUUCAAGCGACAAGUGCGAGUUUGUCCACCCGAAGGGGAAUGUUUUGAAUUCUAUGGGGAUCGUCAAGAACCGGUAGAACCAUACAUGUGUGGGCCGAGUGAUCAAGAGUACGUGCAUUGUUUGUUGGUUAGUUUGAAACUAGAUGAGGAUUUGUCCACGCGUGGAGAGUUACCUCUUAUUGUUUGUGAUUUUUCGGAUGUGUUCUCGGAAGAGUUGCCCGGUUUACCUCCAGAAAGAGAAGUCGAAUUUGCUAUUGAUCUUGUUCCCGGUACUUCCCUCAUUUCUAUGCCUCCUUAUCGUUUUGCUCCGGCCGAACUUCGUGAAUUGAAAGUCCAACUCCAAGAAUUGCAAGACUUGGGAUUCAUUCGACCUAGUACUUCAUCUUGGGGAGCUCCGGCUCUCUUUGCUCAAAAAAGAGAUGGUUCUCUUCGUUUGUGCAUUGAUUAUCGAAAACUCAAUCGUGCCACUAUCAAGAACAAAUACCCCAUGCCUAGAAUCGAUGAUUUGUUUGAUCAACUGCGAGGUGCCACUUGUUUCUCUAAAAUUGAUUCGAGGUCCGGUUAUCAUCAGUUGAGGGUUCGAAAGGAAGAUAUUCCCAAAACCGCUUUUCGUACUCGUUAUGGCCAUUACAAAAUUGUCGUGAUGCCAUUCGGUUUGACAAAUGCUCCCACUACUUUCAUGGACUUGAUGAAUCGUAUUUUUCGGGCCUAUCUUGAUCAAUUUGUUGUGGUUUUUGUUGAUGACAUCCUUAUCUACUCACCUUCGCAAGAAAAACAUCAAUCUCAUCUCGCCAUUGUUCUUGAACUCUUGAGAGGACACUGUUUGUAUGCGAAACUUAGUAAGUGCGAGUUUUGGUUGUCCAAAGUGAAGUUUUUGAGCCAUGUAGUAUCGCAAGGGGGUGUGUCCGUCGAUCCGGGGAAGAUCAAAUCCGUUAUAAAUUGGGAGCGACCGAAGAAUGUAUUUGAGAUUUGUAGUUUCUUGGGCUUGGCCGGGUAUUAUCGUCGAUUUGUGCAAGACUUUUCACGUUUGGCGGCACCAAUGACUAGAUUGACAUGUAAGGGGACACGUUUUGUUUGGGACGACGCAUGUGAGAAAGCAUUUGAGGAGUUAAAACAAUGCUUGACUAGUGCUCCGUUGUUGAUUGUGCCCGAAUGGGAAGUUGGUUAUUCUGUAUAUUUAAUGCUUCGAAAGAAGGGUUUGGGUGCGUGUUGA